Messenger RNA from Exophiala spinifera, 1545 nucleotides. RefSeq lists its product as uncharacterized. Gene Ontology annotation, molecular function: zinc ion binding; ubiquitin protein ligase activity; ubiquitin conjugating enzyme binding. NCBI's taxonomy places the organism in Eukaryota, Fungi, Ascomycota, Eurotiomycetes, Chaetothyriales, Herpotrichiellaceae. Gene Ontology annotation, cellular component: cytoplasm; ubiquitin ligase complex. The transcript is spliced from 3 exons. The record is from RefSeq and is a predicted model, not a curated record. Bases 1 to 1545 code for a protein of 514 amino acids. Gene Ontology annotation, biological process: protein polyubiquitination; ubiquitin-dependent protein catabolic process; positive regulation of proteasomal ubiquitin-dependent protein catabolic process.
AUGGAUUCAGAAGAUGACUUCAUGUCCGAUUCCCUCAGUGGUGAUGAGAUCGAUUUCGACGAAGGAACGCAGGAUAGUGACGUUGGCAGCAUAGAAGGCGAUUUCGAUCAGGAUCACGACGGCGGCUUUGCGUACGACAAAGACAUCUUCACAAAUCCCCAGAAACCCUACGAAGUGGAAUUCAAGGUCUUGAGUCCCAAGGACAUACAAUCGCUGCAGGAGCGGCAAUUCCAGGAAGUUUCAUCAAUCAUUGAACUGCCUCCCGAACAGACAGCCAUCCUACUUCGGUACAUGAGAUGGAACAAGGAGAAACUGAUCGAGUCAUAUAUGGAUUUCCCGGAAAAGGUCCUUGAAGAGGCAGGCUUAGGGUCGAGUUUCUCGGAAUCGCCAAAGACCACGACAGUCCCAGGUUUUACAUGCGAGAUUUGCUAUGAGGACGAUCCUGACUUGCAGACAUAUGCCAUGAGAUGUGGUCACCGAUACUGUGUUGACUGCUACUCCCAUUACCUAGGUCAGAAGGUCAAGGAAGAAGGAGAGGCUGCGAGGAUUCAGUGCCCCUUUGAUGGCUGCCACCGGAUCGUGGACUCGAAAUCGCUUAGACUACUGGUGGACCAGACCGUUUGGGAACGUUACCAGGUACUUCUCACGCGGACAUAUGUGGACGACAAGGCAAACCUGAAAUGGUGCCCGGCCCCAGAGUGUGAAUAUGCCAUUGAUUGUCCAGUCAAGAAACGGGACCUCACCAGAAUCGUUCCUACCGUGCGUUGCUCACACGAUCAUAGCUUUUGUUUUGGCUGCACUCUGGCCGAUCACCGACCUGCUCCCUGCUCUCUGGUCAAGAGAUGGCUGAAGAAGUGUGAGGAUGACUCCGAAACGUCGAACUGGAUCUCAGCCAAUACAAAGGAAUGCCCCAAAUGCCAAUCUACCAUUGAAAAGAACGGUGGCUGCAAUCACAUGACUUGUCGCAAGUGCAAACAUGAAUUCUGCUGGAUGUGCAUGGGCCCUUGGAGUGAGCACGGCACAAGCUGGUACAACUGCAACCGAUACGAAGAGCAAUCGGGUGCCGAUGCACGUGAUGCUCAAGCUCGCUCCCGUCACUCCCUGGAACGAUACUUGCACUACUACAACCGGUAUGCCAAUCACGAGCAGAGUGCCAAAUUGGACAAGGAUCUCUGGCUCAAAACCGAAAAGAAGAUGACAAGUCUGCAGUCUCAAUCCAACAUGUCCUGGAUCGAGGUACAGUUUCUUGACACUGCCGCUAAGGCGCUGCAAGCAUGCCGCCAAACACUCAAGUGGACUUAUGCCUUCGCAUACUACCUAGAGCGGAACAACAUGACCGUGAUAUUCGAGGACAAUCAGAAGGACUUGGAAAUGGCGGUCGAGAACCUUAGUCAGAUGUUUGAGAAACCUGUCAACGAACUGGCCUCUCUCAAGGUCGAGAUCUUGGACAAAACCACGUACUGCAAUAGACGACGAGAGAUUCUCUUGACCGACACUGCUAACAACCUCCAGAAGGGGGAGUGGAGUUUCAAUGUGACUUUAUGA